Messenger RNA from Penicillium daleae, 1647 nucleotides. RefSeq lists its product as uncharacterized. The record is from RefSeq and is a predicted model, not a curated record. The coding region runs from base 1 to 1647 and encodes 548 amino acids. NCBI's taxonomy places the organism in Eukaryota, Fungi, Ascomycota, Eurotiomycetes, Eurotiales, Aspergillaceae. The transcript has a single exon.
AUGGCCCCGUCCAACGACCUCCCUACCCACAUUCCAUCUUUUGCGAAACCGCUCGCUCCUUACGUCAAGCCCCGUCAGGAGGCUCUCCGCAUCCGCCAGGCAUUGACGUCGUACUUACGCUCCUUUAUCGUCUUCGCUGACGAUGCCGACCCUUCAAGCUACACCCAGUCGCAUCUCGCCUUAUGCGCGCCCACCGACGCCGUGGUCGAUGUCAAGCGCAUCCCUGCCGAUCUACCGGGCCUCCGAAAGGAAUACUUGAAGGCGCUGCAGGCCAAUGUCGCCGCUCGGAAUGACUAUCGCGCAGUAUCUGAAGACGUUGGCGCCCUGCGACGUCAGCGGGCGCCCAAGAGCCGCCCUGUCGAGGCGGGCGAUCCGCAGGAACCGGGAGCGGAUCUGCGAGGUUAUCUUCAGCUUCUGCGUGAUCGGCGGCGGCAUACCAAGCUUCAGGUAUUUCAACACUACCUAGAAGAGUUGAAAGCGAAGGAGGCGGAUGAAGUGGGGGAUAUAGGUGCAGGGGAAGAUUUGAGUCAACAACAGCUGUUACUGCUACCAGAGGGGCUGGACGCACAUGUGCCUGAUCCUAAUGGCGCAAAGACAGAUCUAGACGAUCUGGUACACAAACUUGAAAGAGCCGUUGUGCGUGCUCGGACUCGAUUGGACCAGGAGAAGCAUUUAUUCGAGAAAAUCAAGGUGCAGCAUGCCUCGAGGAAUGAUGCGUCUCCAGAUGAGGUCACAUCUGAUGUGAAGGCGCGAGCAUUGCAGCGGACGCGCGAUGAGCUCGUACAAUGGGUUGAGGAACGGCUGGUCAGUGAUGGUGACCCCGACGAAAGUCUUAUACAAGACCUUCCGCCCGAAGAAAUCGAAGAAGCUCAGCGACUGCUGGAGCAUCAGAAGAUACAAAUCAGCGAGCAGUAUGCUAUGUAUCUCCAAGCACGCCGAGAUCUUCUCGAUGCGGCCUCUCGUGCUUGCCAACCCGUGGCCGUGACCUCCAAACCCCCUCCACGACCAACAUACAGAAACGAGAUCGUCUCGGAAGAGAUACCAGCACCAGACCCACUAGACGUUCUAUCCUACACCAACGAAACACUUGUACCACUCUCCAAGAGCCAAAAGACCCUCGCGCUCCAGAAAUCCUAUCUCACCGGACUUCUCGCCAAAGAGAAAUCCACCACCCUCCGCGCCCUCCACCGUCUCUCCGACGAGAGCCACCUCCUCCCCGAAUACCCCAUCCUCACCCGACAGCCACGCUUCAAGCACGCCGUCGCGGCCCUCAACUCCCGCAAUUCCCCUCAGUCCAUCGACCGAGCCCAACCCGACGAAGUGGUCGACCUCGCCGAAGCAUGGGCCUUUGCCUCUGACGCUGCGGCGACCGGUGAGCGAGACUACGUGCAACAAAAGGUCAUCUUAGGUACAGAGGUUGCCCAAGAUGCGCGCAAGUUGCUGGGCGAGGUUUAUGGAACCCUCAAUCAGGAUCUAGAUGAGGUGUUGCGAGAGGGUGCCGAGCGGGAUCGAGAUGCGUCUGAUAUUUGGGCCUCGGAGGCUCGGUCAACCCGUAAGGGUGGAAUGGGUUUGUCGGGCGGGUCGAGGCUGGAGAAACGACCGAAGGGCCCUUGGUCAGGGUUGAAUGGGCGUGUUGGAACUGAGUGA